AUGAAGGAGAUGAUUGAGGAUGAAGGGGGACAGUAUCCAGGCGGAAGUCUACUGGAGGUCACCAAGGAUCGAGCAAGGGAGCUAUCGGAGGUGCGACCAACGCUCGUGGUCAGUCCUGAGGCCCAGGUCUACGCGGAUCACCUGUACGAGCAUGUGAGAGCGGCGUUCAGGAGUGAGAAAGGAGAUGCCGCACUUGGCGUGGACACAGAAGCCAGUCAUCGUUGCGCGGAAGUUACUGCGAUGCCUUUCAUGACACAGAAGUCACUGUCCGAUGCUGGAUGGCCUCUGACUGAUCAUGCUUCACGCCGUGAUAUGGUGGGUGCCUUCGCCAUGGCACGCAACACGAAGUCGCGGACUUGUUGA
Fulvia fulva is the source of this 363-nucleotide messenger RNA. RefSeq lists its product as uncharacterized. The transcript has 3 exons. The record is from RefSeq and is a predicted model, not a curated record. Bases 1 to 363 code for a protein of 120 amino acids. NCBI's taxonomy places the organism in Eukaryota, Fungi, Ascomycota, Dothideomycetes, Mycosphaerellales, Mycosphaerellaceae.